AUCAGCGAUAUCCUCCAGAGUCCUCCUUCAACUCAUCCUCUAGCUAGAGCUAUAGUUAUUUAGUGAAAGCAAAUGGCGAACCCCAAAAGCCUCCUCCUCCUCCUCCUUCUCUCACAACUAGUCUUGAUGAUGGGCGGUGCGCAUGCUGCAGUCGUAACCUACAGCGUGAGCAGCUUAGGAGCCAUAGCAGAUGGCAAGACUGACUCAACCAAGGCCUUCCUCUCUGCCUGGUCUGAAGCUUGUGCGUCCGUGCAGCCCGCUGUGAUUUAUGUCCCCGCUGGGAGGUUCCUGCUUCGAAAUGCUGCCUUCAGCGGGCCUUGCAAGAACAGCGCCAUCACCUUCCGCAUUGACGGCACCCUCGUGGCCCCCUCCGACUACCGCGUCAUUGGAAACACCGCUAACUGGAUUUUCUUUGAGCAUGUGAAUGGGGUCACCAUUUCCGGAGGACUUCUCGACGGACAGGGCACUGGCUUGUGGGCUUGCAAGGCCUCAACCAAGAGUUGCCCCAGCGGAGCAACCACACUGGGUUUUUCCAGCUCGAACAACAUUGUGGUGAGUGGAUUAGUCUCCCUAAACAGCCAAAUGUUCCACAUAGUGAUCAACGGGUGUCAAAAUGUGAAAAUGCAAGGUGUGAAGGUUUCCGCCUCCGGUAACAGCCCCAACACCGAUGGCAUCCACGUUCAAAUGUCAUCUGAAGUCACCAUUCUCAACUCCAAAAUUGCAACUGGUGAUGAUUGUGUCUCAAUUGGCCCUGGCACAACCAAUUUGUGGAUUGAAAAUGUUGCAUGUGGACCAGGCCAUGGAAUCAGGUACCUAGCCUAA
Prunus avium (sweet cherry) is the source of this 822-nucleotide messenger RNA. The record is from RefSeq and is a predicted model, not a curated record. NCBI's taxonomy places the organism in Eukaryota, Viridiplantae, Streptophyta, Magnoliopsida, Rosales, Rosaceae.